UGUGUGAGAGCUCCACUUUGGCCAACCUGAAUUCUUCAUGGUUGGGCUGAUAGGCUAUAUUUAGGAGGGCACGGUUAUAUUGAAGCGCCUACAGACCUGUGCGCCUGUAGUUUACUGUCUUCAGCCUUCCUGUCUGAAGAGAAUGGACGCCCAAGGGCUUAGAGAGGACCUCCGUCUGUUUCAGAGCACUCUGUUGCAGGAUGGACUCAAAGAGCUGCUGAAUGAGAAUAAGCUGAUUGACUGUGUCCUAAAGGUUGGGGACAGAAGCAUCCCCAGCCACCAGCUCAUCCUGGCAGCAUGCAGCCCAUAUUUCCGGGAGCUUUUCUUCUCUGUGGAUGGCAAGGAAGAGGACAGAAAGGAGGUUGUUUUGGAGAACGUUGAUCCUAAUGUUAUGGAGGUGAUCGUGAAUUACCUGUACUCGGCUGAGAUCGACAUCAACGACAACAACGUCCAGGACAUCUUUGCUGUUGCAAAUCGCUUCCAGAUCCCCUCGGUGUUCACGGUUUGCGUGAACUAUCUGCAGAAGAGUCUCACCAAGAAGAGUUGCCUUGCCAUCUACAGGCUGGGACUGACGCUCAACUGUGCCAGGCUGGCCAUGGCAGCGAGAGAUUACAUCGCCGAUCGCUUCGAGACCAUAGCCAAAGAUGAGGAUUUCUUAGAUCUCACCCCACCUGAGAUCUUUGCCAUCAUUGGCACUGAUGCGUUGAAUGUUGAAAAAGAAGAAGCCGUGUUUGAGGCUCUCAUGAGGUGGAUCAGAAAGGAUAAAGAAAAGCGAGCAAAAUCCUUGGAUGAGGCUUUUGAGUACAUUCGCUUCCGUCUACUUCCAGAGAAGUACUUCAAGGAAAAAGUGGAGAAAAAUGAGCUGAUCAAGGCUGACCCAGAGCUCCUCAAAAAGAUCAAAGUCAUAAAGGAAGCAUUUGCAGGGAAACUGCCCGAGGUGAAAAAGGGUUCAGGUGAUGCUGAGGGAGAUGAGGGGACACUGCCAGGUUACCUGAACAACAAUCGCAGGUAUGGCAUGCAUGCUAAGGACGUGAUCGUCAUGAUUAACGACACUGCUGCUGUGGCCUACGACGGCCAAGAGAACGAGUGCUUUCUUGCUGCAAUGUCUGAACGAAUUCCCCGAAACCACGUCAGCCUCACAACAAAGAAGAACAACCUGUACGUGCUAGGAGGACUGUUUGUAGACGAGGAGGAUAAAGAAAAUCCACUGCAGUGUUACUUCUACCAGCUGGACAGCCUUGCUGCUGAAUGGCUAGCCCUGCCACCAAUGCCGUCCCCCAGGUGUCUCUUUGCAAUGGGAGAAUUUGAAAACCUAAUAUUUGCUGUGGCGGGAAAAGACUUGCAGUCCAACGAGUCCCAUGACACCGUUAUGUGCUAUGAUACUGAAAAAAUGAAGUGGACAGAAACAAAGAAGCUGCCUGUGAAAAUCCACGGCCACUGCGUGGUCUCUGAGAAUGGCUUGGUGUACUGCCUGGGAGGAAAAACCGAUGAAAAUAAAGCAACCAAUAAGAUGUUUGCGUACAACCACAAGAAGUCAGAGUGGAAGGAGGUUGCUUCCAUGAAGACUCCUAGAUCCAUGUUCGGAGCAGUUAUCCACAAGGGGAGGCUCAUCGUUGCUGGGGGAGUCAAUGAAGACGGACUGACGGCAGUGUGCGAAGCCUAUGACUUUGGGACCAACAAGUGGUCGCCUUUCACAGAGUUUCCCCAGGAGAGGAGUUCAAUCAACCUGGUGAGCUGUGGAGGGCUGCUGUACGCCGUGGGAGGCUUUGCCAUGGUAGAGAACGAGAACAAGGAGUGUGCACCAACUGAAGUCAUUGACAUUUGGCAGUAUGAAGAGGACUCCAAACAGUGGAGCGGCAUGAUCAGAGAAAUGCGUUAUGCAGCCGGAGCCUCGUGUGUCUCCAUGCGCUUGAAUGCAGCCAGAAUGCCCAAACUGUAACGCGGGACCGUUGUGCUAUUAUUGUGUGUCAUGAUCAUUUUAUUUACAAGCUCCAAGCAGAAGAUGGUUUUUGUAGCUUUAAUAAUCAGAUAAUUUUACUAUCCAUGCUGACUUGUAGUUUGAUUAAAAUGUUGAAAUAUUUUCUCAUGUUAUGCAGCUAGGGAACUUGUUACUGUUGUGAAAGCUAUUAUCAAUCAUUCAUAAAAAAAAAACCCCACAAAAAACAAAAAACAUAGAACUUGGCUUAAAUAAACAGAUUUAAGUUUAACACUUAUUGAAAUAAAGUUUAUAUAUUUGAG
Molecule: messenger RNA, 2238 nt
Organism: Gambusia affinis (western mosquitofish)
Lineage: Eukaryota; Metazoa; Chordata; Actinopteri; Cyprinodontiformes; Poeciliidae
Gene: klhl41a
Product: kelch-like family member 41a
Exons: 6
Coding region: 143-1939 (598 amino acids)
Molecular function (GO): protein binding
Source: RefSeq, a predicted model, not a curated record